GUAUGCUGCUAGUGUUAAAGUGCAGAAGAUUCCGUUUGCACUGGUCUAUACGGAAUUUGUAAAACAUCAACACAAAUGCUUACACUAUUUUUAUCACUUUUACACUUUUAAAAAACAAUUUCAACUGGAUGGUACUCAGUAACGCUGGAAGUUUAAAUUUUUUUAAAAAGCUGGUUUUUUUCUUCUAAAUGGCGGACGAAUUUAAGACAUACGACAAGACACCCAUCAUUAGUCUCAUCAAUAUAAACAGAUGGAAGUUUGGUCUAAGGGAGAUCAUUCUCGGAGUCAUCGCCCUUUUGCUCUUGUUUCUCUGUGUCAUUUUAGCCAGUCUGGUUGGUAAAGCCAACAAUGAGUUAUCGGAACUGGCGGCUACACAAAGCCAAGCUUACAUUGACGAGCGUAUGUGUGUUGAUAUCGGCUGUAUGGAGACGGCCACCAGGGCCAUGGAACUACGGAACAAAAGUGUUGACCCGUGUGAGAACUUCUAUGAGUACGCUUGUGGCAACUACCAGAGCGUGGCACCGGUUUACCUGGAUGGAGGCACCCGUAGUGUGCUACAAGACUUGAGGCAACAGAACGAAGAUCGUCUCAUCGACCUGAUGGAGACUCCCAUAUCAAAGAUGCACGACGCUUCGUCUGAGAGAAAACUCAAACAAUAUUUCCAGGGAUGUAAUAACAUGUACAGGCGGGACAUCAAGAGAGGCUUUCCUAUCCUGACCCAGAUCGUCCCUGAACUUAGGGGGUGGAAACUUUUAGGCAACUGGAGACAGGACUGGGAUUUUAAUGACGCCCUGAAGAAGGUUCAGUCGGAGUUUUGGGUCGACGCCUUCUAUUCAAUUAGGGUGUGGAAGGACUGGUUUGACUCCACCAAGAGGGCUAUUGAGAUUUCCCCCGCGGGGACGGGCAGGUACAUGUACUGGCGCUGGUACACAAGUCCAAACGCUGAAUCAUACCGUGACGCGUACAAGACGUAUAUUAGAAGAGUUGGCUCCCUUCUGGUCAAUGACGCCAUUACUCUGAACAUCACCCAGGACAACGGGACAACAGAGUCAGAUCUGGACGAGUUUGUCAACGAUACCUUCACCAUAGAGUCACACCUGGCGUCAGUGGCGUCUAAAUCUGCCUACACGUCCGACGUAUACAAGGACGCUAACAAGGUGACCUUGACCGAGCUGACCAGUGAGUCCAACAACCUGAUCAACUGGGUCCAGCAGUUGUCCUAUCUCUUCAGCACCGCCAGGAUCACCGGCGCCACUAAGGUCGUGCUGACACGCAGGGACUACAUCCGGGACCUGACGGAGCUGAUUGCGUCACUUCCUGCCAAGCACCGCAACCGGAUGCUGCAUAACUAUCUGAUAUGGCGCGCAGCAGAGAAUUACGUCAUGGAGAUGUCCUGGGACUACGUCCACGCCAACCGCGAGGUCUACGUGCUGCUGCACAAGCGAGAGAACUUCCUGGGCACCUACAGGUACUGUCUGUACACUGCCCAACGGCACCUGCAGGACGCGCUGAGCGCCCUCUAUGUGCGUCACUUCUUCAGCCAGGAGAACAAAGAGACGGUUCACGAGAUCACAGACAACAUCAAGCUGGCCUUACAGUCACAGCUAGAGAAGGCGCCAUGGAUGGAUGCAACAACCAAACAAUACGCCAAGGAAAAGCUGGAUAAAACCAUCUUCAAAAUGGGGUACCCCGACUGGAUGGGCAAUCAGGCUAAUGUUGACGAGAUGUACAACGGGUUGACCAUCAACGUCAGCGACCACUUCGCCAACCUGCUGAGCAUCAACCAGUACUACCGCAGUCUGAUGAUAGACGAUCUGAUCAAGGCUGACGAAGGGCGCGAGGAGUGGCUGGUCCCUAUCUACUACACUCUACUUUACCUGUACUGGCCGUGGAACGAAGUGGCUGCUCCGGCAGGAGUUCUUCAGUACCCGAUCUACUCCAAGAAACAGCCGCACCACGCGACGUUUGGUUCACUCGGCAGCCUCCUGGGUCGUACCCUACAUCACGUGGUGGACGAGUGGGGGAAAUGGUACGACCAAAAUGGCAACUACAUGAAAGAACAGGGUUCAUGGUGGUCUAACGCUUCCCUCACGGCGUACGAGACGGUCAGAAAAUGCGUCUUGGACGUCUAUACUAACGUCACGAAGACGUAUAUUUAUCCUGACGGGACGUCAGUCAACGCCAAACUAAAUGCUGAAAGACACACGCCCAUGGCGAUUGCUUGGACCAAUGGGAUAAGGCUCGCGUUGAUUGGCUACAAGGAUUGGGUCAAAAGUCAAGGGAUCGUUGAGAAAGUUUUACCCGGAACUGGGUUGACCAACGAGCAGAUGAUUUUCCUUGCGCAUGCGCAGACGUUUUGUUUCGCAAACGAUGACCGUCAGAAUUUAAAUGCCUGGAUGAAAGGUCAAGUUGUUAACGAUGUGAAGGUCAACAUGGCACUGGGUCAACUUAAAGAGUUUUCUAAAGCUUUUAAUUGUAAACCCGAGGCUAAGAUGAACCACAAGGUCAAGUGUGACUAUUAUUAGAUUUUAUACGCCAUUAUUUUAAUUGCUUAUAUCAGUGUUGGAGAUUAUCAAUACCUUAACUUCUGUUACAUUUCUAUUGAAUUUCUGUUUAAUGUUAUCAAUUUCUUGUUAGUACCUCGCUUCUAAAUUUUACAACUCAAAUUUAUCGUCAUUGCUAUACUGAAUUUUGUAAAUCACUACAAUUUUGAAUGUUAUCAGAUUUUUCAAUGGCUUGUAACUGCUUAAAGAAUAAUUUCUUUUCAA
Messenger RNA from Physella acuta, 2768 nucleotides. RefSeq names its product endothelin-converting enzyme homolog. Gene Ontology annotation, cellular component: plasma membrane. Gene Ontology annotation, biological process: protein processing. Gene Ontology annotation, molecular function: metalloendopeptidase activity. Lineage: Eukaryota; Metazoa; Mollusca; Gastropoda; Physidae. The record is from RefSeq and is a predicted model, not a curated record.